AUGUAUCGUGUGCACGAAGGGCUGCUGCUUUACAGCGCAGUGGGUGACGAUGCGGAUCGCAUCGUCGUGCUGAAUGAUUAUGAUCUGCGUAUGCGGAUCAUGUAUGAGUAUCACGAUGCCCCCACGACAGGGCAUCCGGGCCGUGAGAAGACAUACGCUCUUCUCACGAGAGACUUCUACUGGAAUCACCAGUACAAGUGGGUCCGCAAGUACGUACGUGCUUGCGAGGUUUGUCAACGCGUGAAGCCUGCUGCAUCAUCGCAGGCUCCAUUACAAUCACUACCGACACCGUCGGAGUGUUGGCAGUCCAUUUCUAUGGACUUCAUUUUCGGUCUUCCGCCCGACAACAAGCGGAGGACUGGCGUUGUAUCGUUUGUAGACCAAUUCAGCAAGAUGGUUCAUCUUGCUGCAGUACCAGCAGAGGUUGCAGCCGUGCAGACUGCACGUAUGUUUGUUGACAUGGUGGUCGACAUUGUGUCGGACCGUGAUCCACGCUUUACACCGCGUGUCUGCAAAAUGCUCCAGGAUGAGGAGACUUCGAUGGCCCACAACCGACAGCUGUUCAACUCUCCUGGAUCGAAACGCAAGAGGGACCGCGCUCCAGACUUCGCCAUGACAAUUCUACUGGAAGGCUCGGCAGCGCGAAGAACGGGACAGUCAUCGGUGGUCUACAAACUCGCUGCUGACGAAGGUUCCGCCACGAGCAACGCGUGCGAGCGUCUAUUCGCGCAGACGGGGCUCAUUCUGACCCCGCAGAGAGGAAGGCUUGCUAAUGCUAAUUUCGAGGCGCUAACCUUUCUUCGUGCUAACCUUGUGACUAUUACGCCAGUGAUCGAUCUUCCGUAUAAUAAAACACGUUAUCUUCUGAUCACUGCUGGCUACAACAUUGCGUCCCGGGGCAGUAUUUGCUACCGUUUGAGGCACCACAUGUACCAUCAUUCUGAGCGACGUUGGUACAUGACGUUGGCGUGGCAUCUGGAUCUUGUGUUGCUGGUGCCAGGGUAG
This is a messenger RNA of Phytophthora nicotianae INRA-310, 1005 nucleotides long. RefSeq lists its product as hypothetical. Lineage: Eukaryota; Oomycota; Peronosporomycetes; Peronosporales; Peronosporaceae. The record is from RefSeq and is a predicted model, not a curated record. The transcript is spliced from 4 exons. Gene Ontology annotation, molecular function: nucleic acid binding. The coding region runs from base 1 to 1005 and encodes 334 amino acids.